CACACACACACACACGCACACACACACAUUCCCAUCGACAACCAUAGAACAUCAAAUCAGUGCCUUGUAGUGUUGCAUCAGAGGAGAGGAUGGAGAAGCACACGAUCCGGAUCAUUGCGCUGGCCCUGCUAUUUGUACACCUCCUAUGCUCUGCCACCAUAGCGCAAUGCCGAACAAUUGCGGCCAGCGUGGACAACGACGAUAUCCCUGAAGUGAGCUAUAGUUGCAAGAAAAAGUGCUCCUUCUUCAAUUGUUGCGCCUGUUGUAUUCUUACUGACUGGUGCUACACAAGUUUCCCAAGGUGCGCUAGAAACUGCGGGGAACCCUUCUCGCAUUCUGAUGAAAUGCUAGCCGCGGCGACGGUGACCUCUGAAACUAUGCCGACCAGGUCUGCAGUACACACAGAUGGCUUCAUGCGAGGCAUCGUCCCAAAUGAGUUCGGCAAUUGUCGUGUUUAGUAUAGCAUCGUUGCUAUCCUAAAUAGCUAUUGCAGUUUUAUUUGUCAUUUUUUGUUUGAAAUUUUUUAUUUCCAAUUAUUUCUGGCUAAGUUAUAUCGUACAACAAGUAAUGUGAGGCCUAAAACAAGUGUC
Triticum dicoccoides is the source of this 590-nucleotide messenger RNA. RefSeq lists its product as uncharacterized. The coding region runs from base 90 to 458 and encodes 122 amino acids. The record is from RefSeq and is a predicted model, not a curated record. NCBI's taxonomy places the organism in Eukaryota, Viridiplantae, Streptophyta, Magnoliopsida, Poales, Poaceae. The transcript is spliced from 2 exons.